Messenger RNA from Micropterus dolomieu (smallmouth bass), 870 nucleotides. RefSeq lists its product as uncharacterized. The transcript is spliced from 3 exons. The record is from RefSeq and is a predicted model, not a curated record. Gene Ontology annotation, biological process: interleukin-15-mediated signaling pathway; T cell activation; positive regulation of ERK1 and ERK2 cascade. Gene Ontology annotation, molecular function: protein tyrosine kinase binding; MHC class II protein binding. Bases 109 to 783 code for a protein of 224 amino acids. NCBI's taxonomy places the organism in Eukaryota, Metazoa, Chordata, Actinopteri, Centrarchiformes, Centrarchidae. Gene Ontology annotation, cellular component: membrane raft; external side of plasma membrane.
AACCACAGGAAGUAGCUGCAGCGUCUCUCUACUAAAGCACUAGUUUAGAAACUCAGACAGUUCUGAGCACGAGAACAAGAGACAGAAGAAGGAGAGACUCAGAGAAUCAUGAUGGUUGAGUUCAAAUGGAUUUCUUUAUUUCUUACAGCGGUGCUUCAGUUUACAGCAGCAGCUGGAAAACUUCUCCUCUUCCUCAUUGUCAGACUUGGAGAUGACGUCACUUUGCCUUGUGAAAAUGUGAUAGACAGUCAGCAACAAUGUGAAAAAACUACAUGGCUCUUCAGUGACUCAGGAAACAUAGAAGUAUUUCUGGUUGACCUUGGGCAGAUAAAAAACAGCAAAGCUAAAUCAGACAGACUGAGUGUUACAGAGAACUGUUCUCUGGUUAUAAAGAAGGUCACAGUCAAAGAUGUUGAUCGUUAUGACUGCAGACAGUUCAAAUCAGGACAACAACAAACUCCAGACUCUCAUGUUUAUCUGUCUGUUAUUAACAUGACUGAACAUCAGGACGGUGAUAAGGUGAUGAUAAACUGCUCUGUGUUGACGCAUAAACAGUUCUGUAGACACACAGUGAAGUGGCUGUAUGAGGGUAAAGAUGUGGACAAAGAUAACAAAGACAUGAAGACAUGGCAGGCUGACUGCUACACCACUGUGUCUUUCCCAGAUUCUCAUUUUAUUAACAAAUCAAAGUCUAACUUGACGUGUGAAGUGACAGAUCGUAACUCUGGAAAAGUGCAGCUGUUCACCUUCAGCCCUCAGUCUUCGGGUGAGAAAACAGGUUAGAAUAUGCUGAGCUGUUCAAGAUGACUAAAACCACCAAAACAUUUGUUUAUUUGAUGACUUUUUAAGAUGACAUCAUUCUUUCUCAUU